Molecule: messenger RNA, 1568 nt
Organism: Paramormyrops kingsleyae
Lineage: Eukaryota; Metazoa; Chordata; Actinopteri; Osteoglossiformes; Mormyridae
Gene: abhd12
Product: abhydrolase domain containing 12, lysophospholipase
Biological process (GO): monoacylglycerol catabolic process; phosphatidylserine catabolic process
Cellular component (GO): endoplasmic reticulum membrane
Molecular function (GO): monoacylglycerol lipase activity; phosphatidylcholine lysophospholipase A1 activity
Source: RefSeq, a predicted model, not a curated record
GUGUGUCAAUGGUAGAGCCACUCUGUCAAACUCUCCGCGUUAUUCCAAAACCCUAAAAUGAAGCGAUUACUCGUGACGGACUGAUGACCGCGAUUAGUAGCAGUUAUCAGUCGAUGUAUUAACCGCCAUACUGACGGGUAAUAUUAUAUUGUUUCUCUAAAAUAUUGUUUUAAGUUAAAUAUAAUAUAGGUACACAGAGUGUUCAUCUGCUUUAUCGACUGACUACAAGGGAUGCGAAAGCGGAAUACUUCUGUUGCCGCGGACCAUGACAGCUCCCUUACUAACACGCUACUGGACACAAGUCGGGGUCUGAAAUACUGUCAGACGAAAGGGGAAGGCGACCAGGGACCCGAAGCUGCCUUCGAUCCGGUGGAUCUGGAUUCGCAGAAGGAGAUGGGGAGGAGAAGAAGGUCCGGCAUGAUCCCCCGGCUGAAGCGGAUCCUUCUCUGGCUGCUGUUCAUAUACUUAGCCAUUCCCAUCCUCGUCAAGCUCUGCCCAUCCAUUCAGGCAAAACUGGUCUUCUUAAAUUUCGUGCGGGUGCCCUAUUUCAUCGACCUGAAGAGGCCGCAGGACCAGGGCCUGAACCACACCUGUAACUUCUACCUGCAGCCUGAGGACAGGGUCAAUAUCGGCACGUGGCACACGGUCCCCGCCCAGCUCUGGAAGGACGCACAGGGACAAGACUUGCAGUGGUUCGAGGGCACCUUCCAGUCUUCGCACCCAGUCAUCCUGUACCUGCAUGGCAAUGCUGGGACCAGGGGGGGAGACCACAGAGUCCAGCUCUAUAAGGUCCUCAGUUCAUUGGGCUUUCAUGUGGUUUCGUUCGACUAUAGAGGGUGGGGUGACUCGGAGGGCACCCCCUCGGAAAAAGGCAUGACCGCAGAUGCACUCUUCCUCUAUCAGUGGGUGAAGAAGAGGAUUGGGGAGAAGUCACUUUAUAUCUGGGGCCACUCAUUGGGCACGGGGGUUGCUACAAACCUGGUCCGUCAUCUGUGUGACAAAGGGACCCCGCCGGACGCCAUGAUCUUGGAGUCUCCGUUCACCAACAUACGGGAGGAGGCCAAAAGCCACCCUUUCUCCAUGGUUUACAGAUUCCUGCCCGGCUUCGACUGGUUCUUCCUGGAUGCCAUAACAGCCAACGAUAUUCGGUUUGCCAGCGACGAAAACAUGCUGCACAUCUCCUGUCCAGUGCUCAUUCUCCAUGCAGAAGAUGAUGGUGUUGUACCCUUCCACCUCGGCAAGAAGCUGUACAACAUCGCAGCCCAGUCCACAAGCCUGAAUGGGCACAAGGUGCAGUUUGUCCCCUUUCCCAUGAGCCUUGGCUUCAAGCACAAGUUCAUCUACAGAAGCCCAGAACUGCCACACAUCUUGAGUGACUUCUUAGGCACAGCCCUUCCAUAUGUGUAGCUGAGCAGAAUAAAGGGCUCCUGGCCUCCAUCUCCAGACGGACGGACGCACGCACGCAGACAGACAGACAGACAGGCACACGGACAGAUGGACGGACAGACAGACUGACAGACGCACGCAGACAGACUGACAGACGCACGCAGACAGACUGACAGACGCAC